Messenger RNA from Dermochelys coriacea (leatherback sea turtle), 2904 nucleotides. It is a transcript of the gene ZBTB25, whose product is annotated as zinc finger and BTB domain containing 25. Gene Ontology annotation, molecular function: protein binding; RNA polymerase II cis-regulatory region sequence-specific DNA binding; DNA-binding transcription factor activity, RNA polymerase II-specific. The transcript has 3 exons. Gene Ontology annotation, biological process: regulation of transcription by RNA polymerase II. Bases 200 to 1504 code for a protein of 434 amino acids. Gene Ontology annotation, cellular component: nucleus. Lineage: Eukaryota; Metazoa; Chordata; Testudines; Dermochelyidae. The record is from RefSeq and is a predicted model, not a curated record.
UAAUAGCGUCUCUGGUCAUGACAAAGGGAAGGUCAGACUCAGCAGGAUAGUUAAAGUAGCGGGGCCAGGUCCUGUUUGUUCUCUCCUCCCCCAGCACUUUCCUAUGGCUGUGAUCACAGUGAAUUUGAUAGUUAUUCCUAUCCUUGCUACCUCCAAUGGGUUUACUAACAGAUUUCCACAGGUCCCAAAAUGAAACACCAUGGAUACAGCUAGCCACAGUUUAGUCCUCCUGCAGCAGUUGAACAUGCAGCGUGAGUUUGGUUUUCUGUGUGACUGUAGAGUUGCAAUAGGAGAUGUUUACUUCAAGGCCCACAGAGCGGUGCUAGCUGCUUUUUCAAACUACUUUAAGAUGAUAUUUAUUCACCAAACAAGUGAAUGCAUAAAGAUUCAGCCUACAGAUAUCCAGCCAGACAUAUUCAGCUACUUGUUGCACAUCAUGUACACUGGAAAAGGUCCAAAGCAGACAGUCAACCCCAGCCGGCUGGAGGAGGGCAUUCGAUUUCUCCAUGCAGACUACCUUUCCCAUAUUGCAAUUAAAAUGAACCAGAUACUUUCCCCAGAGACGAUGCAGUCUUCAAACUUGUAUGGAAUUCAGAUCUCAACUGCACACAAAGCAACAAAGGAAGGUCUUGGAGCAAAAGAAAAUCUGACAAAUGCCAGCAACAGGUCUGCUAACCAGGGUGAUCACCCACAGUUACAGCUCUCACUUGCCAUUGGACUAGAUGAUGGUACCCUCGAACAACAGAUCACCCAUCCUUCCACCCAAGCAACUGGAGUUGCCAAACCAGUGGAGGAGCUUCAGAAAUCAUCUGUGUCUAUAAAGCAGGAGAAAUGUGACCCCGAGCCAGUGGUGUCCCGAAGUCACAUGUCGCCCACUCCAGAUGUUUCUAAAACUAAUCUCAAAAUGCAUUUAUGUCAUUACUGUGGGGAGCGCUUUGAUUUCCGUGGCAAUUUGCGGGAACACUUGCACACUCAUGUCUCCGGCUCACUUCCCUUUGGUGUCCCAGCCUCCAUCCUGGAGAGCAAUGACCUUGGUGAAGUGCAGCCUAUUACUGAAAAGGGGGAAGCUAUUGAAAGUCAUCAGCUUGGUACCUUCCUAAGGAAAGAGAAUAAGCAUCCGUCAGAACAUCCAAACCAUAGUAACACAGAGCCCUUACAGUAUGGCCAGUUGUCGCUAAUCUCCAAAGACACUGAACCUGUGGAGUUAAACUGCAACUUUUCUUUUUCAAGAAAGAGAAAAAUCAGUUGCACAGUCUGUGGCCACAAAUUUCUCCGAAAGAGCCAGUUGCUGGAACACAUGUACGCACACAAAGGGAAACAAUACAAAUACAACCGAUGCCAAAGGUUUGGUAACCCUGUAGCCCACAGGUUUCAUCCUUAUUGUGACAGUUGGUCUGAUUGUACAGUAAAAAGUUCCAGGCUCUCUCAAGAUCACCUAGAUUCAUCAUGUGCAUCAGAGUCUGAUCUUGCUCCAGAAAAUGUUGAUGCAAUCCUCGUAGAAUAGCUUUGUACGUUGCCUCUGAUUAGCUGAAACUGUGAAUGCUUCAAUUUGUUUGUGUCCUUUCAUUUUGCUGAAUGUUCUGGGUACUCUUCUGAAGUUUUUGCUUCACCUAACAGCUCUGUCUUCAGCGAGAUGGGGCUGUAACAACUAUGUACACCCUUUUACUUGUAUAUUUAAACUUUUAAAUCCAAGUUGAUUAGAGAACAAGCUAUUUGUCAGCAGUGUCCAGAUAACUUAGAUCAAUCUUUCAUAAAUGAAUUGUGCAUUACCCAAGAUGAGAUUGUAGAAGUUAGUGAGUGUGGGGUUUAAGUAUCUAGCAUACUGAGAAGAACUUUAGGACUGUGUGUGUCUUUAGAAUUAUUCUGAAACCAAAGUGGGUGGAAUGUUUUCAGAGGAUAUUACUUUUCUUGGUUAGGUUUUUUUUGUUUUGUUUUGUUGUUUUUUUAGGUUAAUAUCAGUUCCCUAGAAAGAGAGACUACCCCAAAGUACAGAGGACAUGUGGGAAAUGAACAAGCUACAGCACAUAAAACUUCGGGCUGUUCCCUUUUCUGGUAAUCCUCAAGGUUGAUGUAGAGAUAGUGGCCCUGGUUCAGCAAAAGCAUUUGCAGCCCCAUUGACUUUGAAUACAUUCAAAGUCAAUACAUUGAAGUGUGGCAUCUGCUUAAGUGCUUUGCUGCAGGAGAACUAAUGUGCAUCCUUCCCCAUUCCAAGCCCAGCAGGCCUUGCCCCUGCUUGAUCACUCCCCUCCACAAAUGUGGAACCAAAUCCUACUGAAGCCCUUCAAAGGGUCCCAUUAAUGAAUCUUCCUCUGUAAGACGGAAUGAGAUCCAGGCGAAGAGUCCCCUCCAAGAGGAUCUAAGAGGCAGUGGUUCUCAACUGGGGGUCCAUGGACCCCUGGCCCUUUCAAGGGGGCCAUGGGGCCCCACAUCUGAAGCCCCAAUCCCCGGUGCGCCCUGCUGUGCUGAAGCCGGAGGAGGCUCAGGGCUGAAGCCUGAUCCCCGAAACCUCCCGCGGGGCUGAAGCUGGGAGGUGCAGGGCUGAAUCCCUGAGCCCUGGUGCUCCCUGUGGAGCAGAAACUCUGAGCCCAAGGUGGGCAGAGUUGGGGAUGGGGAGGGCAUUGCUCCCUCCCCCCCAAACUGCAGCGCAAGAUCAAGGCACUCCCGGGAGCAGCUCUACACCUCCCCUGAGUCCCCCCCCAUCUCCUCUCCCCGCCCCCUGGCCAGGUUGGAGGUUGGAAGCCAGAGCCGGACAGUGCAGGGCAGCUGCUGCUUUGGCUGGUGCCCCGGAGCAGGCAACAGCAGCGUUCCUUCCUCUCCUGCUCAUACCCCAGGUUGCCGUGUGUACCCCGUGUGCGCACAGCAUAGGCACCGACUUCCUCGCUUUCCCGUGGGUGCUCGCUCACU